This is a messenger RNA of Suhomyces tanzawaensis NRRL Y-17324, 1341 nucleotides long. RefSeq names its product putative mannan endo-1,6-alpha-mannosidase (gene DCW1). Gene Ontology annotation, molecular function: mannan endo-1,6-alpha-mannosidase activity. The transcript has a single exon. The record is from RefSeq and is a predicted model, not a curated record. Gene Ontology annotation, biological process: carbohydrate catabolic process; budding cell bud growth; fungal-type cell wall biogenesis. Lineage: Eukaryota; Fungi; Ascomycota; Pichiomycetes; Serinales; Debaryomycetaceae. Bases 1 to 1341 code for a protein of 446 amino acids.
AUGAAGCUCCAUCCAUACAUCAUCCUCGCCUCCGUGGUGGGCAUGGUCCAGGCGCUCCAUAUGGACACCAACAACCUCACCAACAUCAAGCAAAACGCCGCACUUGUGGCCGAUGGGCUCAUGAACUACUACGACGGCUACCGCCGUGGAGGUACCAUCGGAAAGUUCAUCCCUCCCUACUAUUGGUGGGAGGCAGGUGGCGCCUGGGGCUCGUUGAUCGACUACAGUUACUACAUGGAAAACAACACCUACCACGACGUCAUCCAGCAGGCGAUGGAGUACCAGACAGGAGACGACUAUAACUACAUUCCCUUGAACGAGUCCACCACCGAAGGAAAUGACGAUCAGGGCUUUUGGGGCGUGGCUGUGAUCGCUGCGGCCGAGAAGAACUUCACCAACCCCAAGGACCCCAAGAAGCAGUGGCUUGCGCUCGCCCAGGCGGUGUUCAACACCAUGAGUGCCAGAUGGGACCCCGAGCACUGCGGUGGAGGGUUGAGAUGGCAGAUUUUCCAGUGGAACUCGGGUUACAACUACAAAAACUCGGUUUCCAACGGGUGUUUGUUCCACAUCGGUGCCAGGUUGGCCAGAUACACUGGAAACGAUUCUUACGCUGACUGGUCCGAAAAGGUAUGGGACUGGAUGAUAGACUCCGAUUUGAUCAUCCCCGGCCCCUACUGGAAGAUUGUUGAUGGGCUCGAGGUCGACAACUGCUCGGACAUCUCGCCCUACCAGUGGACCUACAACCACGGGUUGUUCUUGGCUGGCUGCGCCUACUUGUACAACUACACUGAGGACGAAAAAUGGAGAAACAGAACCUUGGAAUUGUUGAAGGGAGCCGUGGUGUUCUUUGGCACCGAGUACGACAUCAUGUACGAGGCUGCGUGCCAGCCCUCCAAUACCUGUAAUCAGGAUCAAAGAUCGUUCAAGGCGUACUUCUCGCGGUUCUUAGGGUUGACCAUGACCUUGGUGCCUGAAACCGAAGCUGUCAUCAGGCCCUGGCUCGUCAAUGCAGCCAACGCUGCUGCCAACUCGUGUUCUGGUGGUACUGAUGGUGUCACCUGCGGCUUGAACUGGUUCACAGGCGGCUGGGACGGGAAAUUCGGGUUGGGUGAGCAGAUGUGUGCGUUGGAAGCCAUGACAAAUCUCCAGGCCAACAAAUUCCCUAUUUACACCGCCACCACUGGUGGAUCGUCCCAGGGCAAUCCUGCUGGAGGCUACGCGGUCACCAACACCAACGCCAGUCCCUUGAAAUUGGGUGCUGGCGAUACUGCCGGAGCAGGCAUUAUCACCGCCAUCAUCGGGGUGUCCAUCGUGGCCUCGGGUGUCUGGCUUGUUCUCUAG